AUGCCUUGUCUUGUCAAGAGAAAUGGUGAUGAUUUGUGUGCAUUGUUCAAAAUGUUGCUUUCUGAAGGCCGGUUUCAUGCGGCCAUGGUCGGUCAUUUUCCGGUGGUGGUGAUCGGCGGCGGAGGUGGUGGUGGUGAAAGGUUACUUUGUUGUAACGAUGCUUGGCCACUUCUACUGACGGUGGUGGACGGCGGCGGAGGUGGUGGUGGACGGUGGUGA
This is a messenger RNA of Lactuca virosa, 219 nucleotides long. The record is from the annotation of a GenBank genome assembly. NCBI's taxonomy places the organism in Eukaryota, Viridiplantae, Streptophyta, Magnoliopsida, Asterales, Asteraceae.